AUGAUAGAGAAGAUAAAGUUUCAUCUGUUGGAUCAUGUGCCACCCAUCCAAGCAAUGGUCCACACAGGUUCCUACCAUAUAUUAAUUGCUUACUGUGGUGACAUGCACCUGUGGCUCUUUGGAGAUCACCGUCGAGAAUUCACAUCUCUCAGUAGAGUACUCUGUCGUUUCUCCAUCAGCUGCCUCUGCUACGACUCAGAAGCUGAGAUGCUGCUGUCUGGCACCUUGGGGGCUGUGGUUACCUGGUUUAUCUUGCCAAAUGGCAGGGGCCUCCAAAUGGCACAAACUAUGCCAAUGGCUGGAGGUAAGCUUAUGCAGGGCUUUUCCCUGCAUGGCCCCCAAGGCUCCCUCCUGGCUCUUUGUGAGAAUAAGGUGAUAUUCUUUACCCACCAGGGUCAGGGCCAGCUAGAAGAGGUAAAGAAAUUUACUCCCAUCACCAGUGGUUCCUCCAUCACCUGCUCCUUCACUUGUGUCUCUCAGGGAUAUUUCUAUGCUGGAAACAGGGAUGGAGAAAUCUAUGCUUGGGGUCUAGACCAAGGUAACUUCCUCCACAGCUUCCAGGCCCACUCCUCAUCAGUGAUAUGUAUCCAAAGCCGGCCAGAGACCCACACCUUACUAACAGCAGGCAGUGAAGGUGUAGUGAAAGAAUGGAACCUUGCCUUUGGGAACUUGCUGCGGCAGCUGGAUAUUGAUGAGGAUCUGCAGAAACUGCAGUUCAUUGAUAACACCUCUUUUUUCUGCCAGACUACCUACACUUUCUCAUUGUACCACCUGCCCUACUUUUAUAGCCUCUUCAAUAUCUGUGGUUCUGCUCCCCUGAAGGUGCAGCGGGUCUGCUGUGGCCAUAAUUGGAUUCGGAUCCUGUGUGUCACUAAGGAUGGUUUGUUGCGCUUCUUGUCACCAGUAACAGGAGAUCUCCUGGUUAUCACCUGGCCUCUGCUUAUCAUGGAUAAGGCUGUGGCUUGGGCCUAUGAUUCAGACAGAGAGGAGCUCUUUGUGACAACAGACAGUUCAGAGGUGCUGGUGUUUGAUGCAACACGCUCCCCUUGCACAGCCAUGUAUCUUGUGUGCACUUCAGUAAACCCUGGGGAUAGAGUAAGGUGCCUGGCUUAUGGGAAGUCCCAUUUGGGUAAGAGCCCGGUAGGGUUGAUGUUCUGUGAGCAUGAGAGUGGCAUUGUGAGAAUCCUCUCCCACUAUAGCUGUGCCCGAACAGAGAAGACUAUUCACUCUGGGGCAGUACUGGCAUUGUCUACCCUGGAAGGUCCCCAGAAGUACUCAUUGCUGUGUUCCUACGGCAUGGAUAAUAUUGUACACAUGACAGAAGCUGUGCUUCAGGAGAACAAGGUAAUCCUGAGACCGUCAGCAAAAUUCUCUGUAAUUGCCAAAAUUCUCUGUAGUUGCUUCCUAAAACACGUGAUACUCUUACCAGGUUCUGUGGGUGCCAUCACUGAGAACCACUGUUGGCGUCUCUGGCACUACGAAAAUUUUCUGACAUCUCAGAAUCAGAGCAAAGCUCUGUCUAACGAGACAAAAUGUCUGCACCAGUGUGCCAUCACUUCAUUUGAUGUCUGCCUUUCCCUGAAACUUUUUGUCACAGGGGACAUUGAUGGUUCAGUCCGGUUCUGGGACUUCCAUGGUAAACUCAUAACUGAGUUGGACUCAGCAUUACAUUUUGGCCUAGUCUGCUUUGCCAAUAAUCGGGGUGACCUGCUUUUGACUUUCAACCUGAGUCUUUACCUGGUAUCCUGCUUAAAAUUGCUCCCUCCAGCUCAGCUGAUUCACCUAGCUAUUGUAAACAAUGCAGAUGAAAUACUAGAAGGCCCUAAACCCUUCUUGCCUAGCUUCUUCUUUUCAUCUGAAAGCGUAUUUGUACCCAGAUUUGUCUACUGUGGUCAAGGGCUGCAGGAAUUACAGGGGCUAGAAGCCCUUGUCAACAAACAGGCCAUUGCCUUUGACAACACUGUGCCCCAUGUUGUAGAGGAAGAGCGACAUAAGUCCUCUGUGAUUCAAGAGGGAUCAAAAUUGCAUUUUUUGGAGGAUAAGGAUAUUAAUUUUUCUACUCUUAAUCCCAAGCAUGAUCGUCCUCUACACAGGGUUCCUGCUUGAUUGCGGCUGGCUGGCUGGAAUGGAUUGAAACCCUACCAUAUUUUACGGCGCUUCUUUGGUCGAGGGCGGCAAUGGCCCUUUCCUCCUGAUGGCUACAUCCCCAACUCAGUGAUCCGUGCCCGCCUUUGGCCUGAGGGCACCCCAAUCUUCCUACGCUAUGAUCUGCCCCCAUCCUACCAAGAUAAGGACUGGGACAUGACUGAACUCAGCAGACGCCAGGCACAGUCACCUAUGACUCCAGUAAAAGAGAAAAUCUCAGAGAGUAAACAGGGUUAUAAAUCCAAGCAGCAGAAACAAACUUUCUUUGAUGGUCUCAUGAACAUGAUCAACCAAAAUUGUACGGGAAGAAAAUUUGAUGAAGGACUUAUUAAUAUUUUAAUCGAGGCCAUCCUCAACCUCACAGUUUGCUGUUCUAUAGAGCAAUACAAGACAUAUAUUAGUGUUCUGGCAAAAAUUUUUGCCUUCUAUGAAGUAUCUUCAAGGUUGCACUCUGAGGCUGCCAGUCGCCUCCUAGAAGAUACAACUCAUUCCAAUCCACAGGUCCGUGAGAUAGCCUGGGAGGGGCUAGAGAGGCUGGGCCUCAUGAGCCAUCUCUUUGCUGUUCCACUGGCUAUGGGAUUGAUGGACAGUGAUGAAAAUGUGCGGGCUAAGGCCUUAUACCUUAUGAUGAGAGUCACAGGCAUCCAAACUAAGAGUAUGCUGGUAGGCCUGCUGAAGAGACAAGAAACUUUCCAGGAAAUGCAGCAAGACUUUAUUGGAGAAGCCUCUCCGGACCGGCUGCUGGGAAUUCAAGCUAAUGAUAUCCAGUACCUCCUUACUCAGGUGGAGCAGCGGCUAAAUGAGAAAGUGACCUUGUCACACAGAGACAAGCAAUUUCCCUUUUCUCUAGAUAUUGCAAGGGCUGGUGAACCUGCGGCCCCUGCUGAAAAGACACUCAAACCUUUGUCAGCACCUAUAAGGAUCACCAAACCGGAGGGAGGAAAGACACAUCUUGAAGCAAAGAGCAGAAAUUUUAUUAAAAGGGACCUGAGUGUUUCCAGGAAGCGGAGAGAGACAGAAUUGUUACAGUUUAGCCCUGUGCUAGUGACUUCAGAGGAUGAAGGUGAAGAAAGAGAAGCCAGGAAAUCAGGGCAAAUUGACAUCCAGGAUGUUGCCUUAGAACCAGAGCUGCCACCAGUCAUAUCCCAAGAGGAUGCUGAAUCAAAGGAGGUCAUGUUGGAGGCCAGAAAAGCCAGGGAAGCCUCAGAAGUCUUGGAGGUCACAGAGGCAGCAGAGGCCACAGGAUUUAUGAAGACCAUAGAUCAACAUAGCAUGAAAGAUUAUGGAGAAGUGAUCCCUAAGCUGGAAAGACAAGAACAUUUGAAAAGGCAUUGGGAAAAAGCAUUGAAAAAAAGCCAUGAAAAAGCAGAUGCAAAGUUGAAAGAGAUUAAAAAAAUGAAGGAUAUUCCAGAGAAAUCUGCAGAAGAGCCCAUGAAAGAAGUCAUACAGGUUACCAAGCAAGAGGAAGAUGCAACGAAGAAACGUGUAAAGAGUGGUCGUGGUUUGUCUGGGAUUUCUGGAUGCACAACUAGAUCAGACAUCAGAUCAUGGCAGGAUGACAUUUGCAAUCUUGUCACCUCAAGAAUAGCAAGUUCCAAUCCAGGAAUGUUAAGGCAUCUGGGUCAAGAAUUGGUGGACUUGGCUCAGGCAAUGCUUGCUCCUGAAGAGCCCAGCUGGGAUCUUUUCCAAGAGAUCUGUCCUCUAUUAAAGGACUCAGCAGAACUGGGUGACAGAUUGAUGGAAGAAACACCUGUUAUAACAGAAAAAGUGGAUAAGGAGGUUGUCAAAGAAGAAGAAACAAAAUUAACCAAGGAAGAGCAGAAGUUAGUCCUAGGAGAAAAGAGGAGGACUGGAAAAAAGGAGAAACUCCCGGGGAAAAGAAAGAGGGUGAACUGGAAAGAGGGGAAGGCAACCCCAGAAAUGAGGAGGUUGGGCUGGGAGAAGGCUAUGCUGGCCCACAAAGAAGGCACGUGGGCCCAGGAAGAGGGGUUCUUGGAAGAGAAGUUGUCCCAUGAAGAGGAGGAGCUGAGCGAGGAAAAGGAGGAGCUGGGCGAGGAAGCGGAGGAGCUGAGUGAGAAAGAGGAGCUGCUGAGUGAGGAAGAGGAGCUGCUGAGUGAAGAAGGGGAGGAGCUGGAUGAGGAAGAAAAAGAGCUGAAGAAGGAAAUUAUGGAAGAAGAAGGUGAACUGCCUGAGGAAGAAAGGAAGUUGGCCUAUGACAUUAGGAGCAAGGGGACGAGUAUUGCCAGGGAUGAAAAGAAGAGAAUCGAAGUGGAGAGGAUACAGACGACAAGGAAACUGGAUAUGGGGACGGGGAUUAGUUCUGAAGGAAAAGAGGCUAGUUCCAGGGGAAAAUAUAUAAGGAAGAAAGAGAGUCAACUGUUGAGGAUCCUGACAAAAAUAACUAGAGAAACUAAUACAGAGCCAUUGAAAGAAAUAGGAAUAUCUGAGGAAGAGCAGUCAUUCAUUACGGGAAAGAGUGGAAUUGAUGGCCAGAGGUGGGAAUUUUUUAAGGAACAGGAGGAAAUAACCAAAGAAGAGAAGGAGCAGUUUCAGGAAGAAAGAAAACUAGAAGAUGAUAGACUGGCUGCCAAAGAGAGAACACUGACGGAUGAAGAGAGCUUGGAGGACGGCCAAAGAUUCUUAGAGAAGGUCCAGGAAAACAUAUUAUUAGAUAAAAUCCAGGUAGACAGCAUGUUGAAGGAGAUUCAGCAGCAAAAUCUGUUAGGAAAAAAGCAGCUGAAGAAGCUUCUGAAGAGAAUUGAGGAGAAUAAACCAGAAAAGAGCCAGAAGAAAAAGAAAGUAAGCCUGAGUGAAGAGGAAUUGGAGGAGAACUUGGCUAUGAAGCAUAAGAAAAAGAGUUCAAAGAAGGAAAAGAGACUGACUCCGGAGGAAGAGAAGCUGAGUAAGAAGAAAAAAGAGGGCCUACAUGAAGAAGGGAAGGAGCCCCUCAGCAAGGAGGAAGGGGGGCACCUGAACAUGCAGGACAAGGAGGAGACUCUGACCCCUGCCCCAGCCCUUACCUCUAUGCCAGCUAAAAGGCCAUACCACUCAGAAGAAAGAUUCUCAGAUGAGGACUGGAUUAGUAAUGCCUUAAUAAGGCUGGAAGCAGGAGAACAACUUUCAAGGGAGAGUUUCCAUAGACACCAACUCCUCAGACACUUCUCUUCAAAGGGAUAUUUGAAAUGCCUGCAUCUGUCCAGUCUUAAAGCCAUUGCUAAACACCUCCAGCAGAACACACAGAUAGGUCCCCUAGAUAUAUCACAACCCUAUAAAGAUGUUUUGAGUCCAGUACACUUAAAAGUGAUCCCUCCAAUUGGAAGAAAAGAAAUGGAGAGCUGUCUGGAGCCAUUCUCUAUUCCUGAACCAAAAUCCCUACCUAUCCGUACACCAGUGUUACCAUCACCUACCAACAGGAUUCAAGACCCAAAGGCUAUAAAUUGGCAUCUUUUAGGAGAACCUUACAGGCAUGCAUGGGCACAGCAGUUAUCCAGUGUUCUCAAAGAGAUGGAAAUGCAGUAUUUUUAUCCUGCCACAAGAGACAUUUUCACAGGUGCCCAUAAUUCUGUGGAAAAACAAACUCUAGCACUGAUGUUUCAGAAGGAUCUCAGGGCUUUUAAGGGUAAAGGCAGGGCCCUCAAGUUGCCCCAACUGGACAAAAAGGCACAGCCCAUCUCUAAAGAAAAGGAAGCGGUGCCUCGAUGGGAGACGUUUGUGGCACUGUACCAUGUUUUGCGGAUGUUGCAGCAGCGAUAGGCAAGAGACACUGCCGCUCAGAUGGAACAGUUCUAUCGCCUCAUGGACGUGUACCAACUUAAGUCCCCCCGAAUCCAGAAGCUGCUGCUAGAGUUACUGCAGAGAAAGAAACUCCAAUCUCAAGAGACCAUCUACAAAAAGGCCCUGAAAACUGAGGAGCUGGUACUUGGUGAACGGUUAUUCUAUGGCCUGUUUUGUGGUAGUUCUCAUGCCCCUGCAGGUCCCCUUGAGUUCCAGGGAGUUGUACCCUUGCCUGGGCAGAACAGGGUGCAUACUAUCCAACCUGUGGGUAUUGCCCACUAUGGGUUCCUAGAACGUGCCUGGAAAGGCCUACCACAAGUCAAUCCUUACCGUACCGAGAAGCUGCCCAACAUCCCUACUCCUACUCUCUGAUAUGGCCUAAUAUUAGCACCUUGAGAUCUUAUUGGAAAGUAUGCCUGGGCCACAGAUUUUAAGC
Vicugna pacos (alpaca) is the source of this 6355-nucleotide messenger RNA. Its product is annotated as WD repeat-containing protein 87-like. The record is from RefSeq and is a predicted model, not a curated record. Lineage: Eukaryota; Metazoa; Chordata; Mammalia; Artiodactyla; Camelidae. Gene Ontology annotation, molecular function: protein binding.